AUGGACACGAGGGAUGAUGAUGAGCCACCACCAGACCCGGCGGCCAGAAAAUCUCUCCAUCAUGACUACACUGAACAGGACUUUGAAGGUCACCGGGCGCACACGGUGUUUGUGGGUGUGCACGUGCCGACUAGACGUCACUCACACAGAAAACAUAAACAUCAUCAUCGCACUGAAAAGGACCCUGAAAAGCCAAGCUCCGCAAUAAUGGCCCGGGUUAGAAGACUGAGCGUAACAGAUGACGGCGAAACAUUGACACCACCUGCGCAAAGAGUCCAAUUCAUACUUGGAGAAGAUGUCGACGAUUCUACGAUGGUGUCUCAUCCCUUAUUCUCAGAAAUGGAAGAGCUCGUUAAAGACGGCGACGAGCUUGAAUGGAAAGAAACAGCUCGUUGGAUCAAAUUUGAAGAAGACGUUGAAGAAGGAGGGAAUAGGUGGUCUAAGCCCCACGUUGCCACUCUGUCUCUACAUUCACUUUUCGAACUCCGAAGUUUAAUACUCAACGGAUCCGUAAUACUGGAUAUGGAAGCAAAUUCUCUGGAACAAGUUGCUGAAAAUGUACUGGAUAAUAUGGUGAUGGAUGGCUUUUUAGGUUACGAUAAUAGAGACAAGGUGAAAGACGCUCUAUUACGACGACAUAGGCACCAGCACGAGAAACGAAACCAUAACAACAUGUCUAGGCUUCCUCUAAUACGAUCAUUGGCAGACAUCGGAAGGAAUCAUUCAUCCUGCAAAAAUUUGCAGGAUAAAGAUCCUCAGAGCACCAGCUCCAAAAGCUGUCGAGGCCCAACGACAAAACCUCACACAGCUCUUCUUCAUGCAAGUGAUACACGAGGAUCUUACCUAGCUGUUCCAGUGGAAGAGAGCAGUACAAGCAGUGGACAAUCUCAAAAAGGAGAUAUUGGUCGUUUCCUAGGCAUACCACUCGCGGGUGCACCUCAUGACGAAGGUAUGAUUAAAAGCCCAAGUAGUGGAUCAAUGCAACAUGGCCACGAUAUCACAUUGAACGGAGAUGUGAACCAUAAAAGUAACACGCAUUUUAUGCGAAAAAUCCCACCAGGAGCUGAAGCUUCAAACAUUCUCGUGGGUGAAGUUGAUUUUCUUGACAAAACGUUAUCUGCUUUUGUCAGACUCAAAACUGGUACCAUCAUGGGCGAUUUAACCGAAGUAGCGGUGCCAACACGAUUCAUGUUUGUUUUACUUGGCCCACCUAAUAGUAACUCUAGCUUUCAUGAAAUCGGAAGAGCAAUGGCUACACUAAUGUCAGAUGAAAUAUUCCACGAAGUCGCAUAUCGCGCAAAGAAACGCGAUCAUCUACUUGCGGGAAUAGACGAAUUCCUAGAUGCAGUGACAGUCCUUCCACCGGGUGAAUGGGAUCCCGCUAUAAGAAUAGAACCUCCUGCGGCAAUUCCAUCUCAAGAUCUACGAAAACGUCCAAAUGAUAAUAGCAUAAAAGAAGAACCCGAUGAAGAAGAGGAAGAGCAAAGACAACGUGAAGAAUCUGGUUUAGCUAGAAGUGGUAAAUUAUUUGGCGGUUUGAUAAAUGACCUGAAAAGAAAAAUGCCUUGGUAUUGGUCAGAUUUUAAAGACGCAUUGGCCUUACAAUGCAUUGCAUCGUGGAUAUUUUUGUAUUUUGCAUGUUUGUCGCCAAUUAUUACAUUUGGAGGGUUACUAGGCGAAGCGACUGGUAAAAAUAUGGCUGCAAUGGAAUCUCUAGUGAGUGGCUUCGUCUGUGGUAUGGGUUAUGGCUUCUUUUCAGGACAACCAUUGACGAUAUUAGGCUCUACUGGUCCUGUAUUAGUAUUUGAAACUAUUGUUUUUGAAUUUUGUAAACAAGUAGGAUGGAACUACAUGUCUUUUAGAUUUUGUAUCGGAACUUGGACCUCUAUCAUACUAGUAAUACUAGUAGCCAUUGAUGCUAGUGCUCUAGUAUGUUAUAUAACAAGAUUCACUGAAGAAAAUUUCGCCACAUUAAUAGCAUUCAUUUUUAUAUACAAGGCCGUCGAAAACGUUAUUUCGAUAGGGAAAAAAUAUCCGCUAAAGACACGCCCUGAUGAGAUACUCAAUUAUGAAUGCUACUGUUUGCCAAGUAAUUACUCAAAGGUUCCCGAGCAAUUUAAUUGGACAUCCAUCGACAAAGAGUCGUGUAAAUUUUAUAAUGGGACGCUGGCUGGCGGUGGAUGCGAUACAAAAGUUUACGUGCCAGAUGUAUUUUUAAUGUCCAUCAUAUUAUUCCUCGGAACAUUUGCAAUUUCAAUUAUUCUAAAGGAUUUUAAGAAUUCUCUAUUUUUUCCUUCGAAGGUCCGUCAAAUAAUAAGCGAUUUUUCUGUAAUAAUAGCGAUUUUAUCUAUGUCGUUCUUGGAUUAUAAAGUCGGAGUCAAGACACCAAAAUUGGAAGUUCCUUCGGAGUUUAAGCCAACCUUGCCAAGUAGGAAUUGGGUGAUCACUCCUUUUAAUGGCAAUCCCAUAUGGUCAGCGCUCGUUGCCAUUUUACCAGCAUUACUGGGAACCAUAUUGAUAUUCAUGGAUCAACAGAUAACUGCAGUUAUUGUGAACCGUAAAGAGAAUAAAUUGAAGAAAGGAUGUGGAUAUCAUCUUGAUCUCUUUGUUCUGGCAAUUUUAAUCCAGAUAUGUUCAAUAAUGGGUUUGCCUUGGUUUGUAGCUGCAACUGUACUCAGUAUAAACCACGUUAAUUCCUUGAAAGUUGAAUCGGAAUGUGCAGCUCCUGGAGAAAAACCACAAUUCCUAGGAGUAAGGGAACAAAGAGCUACUCAUAUAAUGAUCUUUAUAACAAUAGGAUGUUCCGUUUUACUUACACCAGUUUUGAGACACAUUCCAAUGCCAGUAUUGUUUGGAGUAUUCCUGUAUAUGGGUGUCGCCUCCCUUAAAGGUCUUCAAUUUUUCGAUAGGAUUUUGAUCAUGUUCAUGCCACAAAAAUACCAACCGGAUCACAUGUUCCUUCGGCAGGUGCCAAUUCGAAGAGUUCACGUGUUUACAGCUUUACAAUUGACAUGUCUGAUUUGCCUGUGGUUGGUUAAAUCGUUUUCUUCGACCUCAAUACUAUUCCCUCUCAUGUUGGUUGUCAUGAUUGGUAUUAGAAAAGCGCUGGACCUAUUUUUCACUAGACGUGAAUUAAAGAUCCUCGAUGAUGUCAUGCCCGAAAUUACAAAGAGAAGCCAAGACGAACUUCGUGAACUCGGAGACGGAGAGGAUACAACAAAAAGCAAUCCACCCGAAUUUCAAGAAAAUCUACAAAUACCUUUAAUAAAUGGAAAUAUUAUGAAUAUACCUUUGGCUUCGAUUAACAUAUCGGAAGAGAUGAACAAAACAGGAAUUUGGAAGCAAGUAAAUAAUAGUAAUACGACAAAAGCACGAGAUGAUCCCAGAGAGUUUAAAACUAAAUCAGGAAAGAAAACGAACAAACACAAAAAAAUAAUGUCAAAAAGUUUUCAAACAGAGGUGGAGAGACGUCUGUCCACGAUGGAUGAGAUCGAGGAAGAUGAUUCAAUGAAGAGCGAGCUACUAAAGCGAAGAGAUUCUUGGAGCAUUAAGAAAAAUGAGUGCAAGAAAAAUGGAAUUUCGACGGAAACAUCGGUCUAA
Messenger RNA from Pieris macdunnoughi, 3600 nucleotides. The record is from the annotation of a GenBank genome assembly. NCBI's taxonomy places the organism in Eukaryota, Metazoa, Arthropoda, Insecta, Lepidoptera, Pieridae.